Molecule: messenger RNA, 11899 nt
Organism: Wyeomyia smithii (pitcher-plant mosquito)
Lineage: Eukaryota; Metazoa; Arthropoda; Insecta; Diptera; Culicidae
Gene: osa
Product: trithorax group protein osa
Exons: 17
Coding region: 966-8771 (2601 amino acids)
Biological process (GO): regulation of transcription by RNA polymerase II; chromatin remodeling; positive regulation of DNA-templated transcription
Cellular component (GO): brahma complex; nBAF complex; SWI/SNF complex
Molecular function (GO): nucleosome binding; DNA binding
Source: RefSeq, a predicted model, not a curated record
UAGUCGUCGUCGCCGCCGCCGUCGUCUUCGUGUUUGAUGAACGCGCAUUGAGUAAAAGGGCAACACUCGGAUAUCGGUGCCUCUCAGUUCGAAAAACUGGUGAAAAAUUGUGAAAAACUAUCGAAAAGUGGUGCAAAGUGACGGCCGGAAGCCGUUGCAAGUGGCUGGUGCAAAAAGUGACCACAGAAAAGCCGAAUUGUUCUUCGCAUCCCGCGUGUGUUUUGUGUCAGUAAGUGCGUGCGUGUGUGUGUAAAUCUUGAAAGCGACGCGGAUGAUUGUGCUGAAGCAGCAGUUGACGUAGAAAAAGAGGGGCACAGAAAAAAAUGUAUAAGGAAAAUCAAUAAUAAAUAGAAUGCAGUCGUAUUAGUGUUUUUUAAUGUUUCAUUAUCAUUAGUUUUUUUUUUCGGGGUUUAUUUGUCCCGGUGUUUUCGUAAUUUUGCUUUCCGUUGUGCUCCAUACAGUCAAGUGGUGGUUCUUCUCUUCUCCGCGAUCGCAUGAUCGCUGCGGUGUAGAGCAAAUAACAAGCGCAUGAAAAAUGAGAUUGAAGAUUAGUGUGUGCUUACGGUGAAGUCGUCGGGGGCACCGAAGCAGGGGAGCGUCAAGAGCUCUGACCACGAAAUCAAAACGGAAAUUGCGAAUUGUUGUUGCCAAACAAAGCCGUAUUGCUAGCGGCGUGACCGAGCACCAGCACCUAGUAUGAGUGCGGAGUUGAAAUUAGUGUGCUGAUGACGGUGUAAUUAUCGUGGGCUUUCUUUAGCGAUUGGUGCUUGGCAGUGCAAAGCCCACGAAAUAAUCUAGCGUGUUUUUUGUGCGUGGUUUUUGGCAGAAUUACGCGCGCAUGAAGAUUAGCUCUGCCUACAGGCCCGUGAUCGUGACAAGCAGUUUUGAAUUCGAUUUAAUGAAGAAGCCGCGCGCAAAGAGAGCGAAGUGUGAGGCAUCAUGAGUUAGAAAGUGUGAAGAAAGAGAUGGCGCAGCAACAGACUGAAAUCAAUGAGAGUCUCGGAAAAGCUAACGAUAUAGGUGCCGAUCAACAACAGACAAACAAAUCGAGCAAUUUGCAAAAUGGUACUGAUACUCAACCAGGCGGAAAAAAUUCUCAAAGUGGACCAGUAAUGGGUGGUGAGAAAGCAAAAUCACUGUCCGGCGCAGCUGCCGGAGGAAAUGGUGGAAAUGCUCCGUCUUCACCAGCCUCCGCUCCGCCCCACCCUCCUCAUCCGGGAUCAGAAAAUGCCCCCGGAAUGCAUCCCUACGAAUCCUCGGGACAUCAUAUGCCACCUACUAGUAAUGCCGGCUCGGCAGACCCGAAUAACAAAGACGAAAUUCAUCAUCACCCUCAGCAUCAUCCAAUGCAUCAGCAGCACCCGCAACAUCACCAACACCAGAUGUUCGGACAGCCGCCGAUGCAACAUCAACAAUACCCUAGGUAUCAUCAUGACCCGAACAUGCCUCCGGGUGAUCCUUACGCGCACUAUCGCAUGAGUGCAUCUCCGGGUGGUAAGCCUGGUUCAAUGAUACCUCCGAAUAGGCCACCUCCGCAACGCUAUAUGCAGGGUCCGGGUGGUCCCGGAGGUCAUCCACCCGGUCAACAUCCCGGCCAUCCGGGACAGCCGACGCAGGGUCCAACGCCCACAUUGAACUCGUUGCUCCAAUCGCAUCCACCUGGGCAACACCCGCAGCACCGUUACCCGAAUAGCUACGAUCCAAAUCAACCGCAGCCACCACCAUCCCCUGGUCCGGGUCAACCGGGAGCUCAACCGGGUCAACAGCAGCCCCAGCAACAGCCCCCACCCGGGCAGCCUCCGCAACCGUAUGGUCAUCAACAGAGUUGGGCUCCGCCACCGCGACCCUACAGCCCGCAGAUGGGCUCGCAACCGUAUCGUCCCCCUCCACCGGGUAACAACGCACGAGGACAGCCUCCCUACCCACCCGGACCGCCCAACCAAAGUCCGGGUAGCUAUCCUCCACCACAGCAGCAACAAACUCAAGGCCAACAACAGCAACCGGUAGGCCCACAAGGGCAACCCGGUGGUCAACAGGGAGCUCCGCCGUCGCCGCAAGGUCACCAGCAGCCGGGUGGACAACCACCACCAGGCAGCUCCGCAGGAAGCGGUCCCCCGCCACCUUCGUCACAAGGACCGCCACCGCCACAGGCGAAUACUCAGUAUACUCCCUACCAGCAGCGUUAUCCUACGCCUCCAGGACCGAACAGCGGCCCUAACCAUCGGUCGCCGUAUCCUCCUCCGCAUCAAUACGAACCAGUAAGAUCGUGGCCAUCACCGGCAGCCAGUCCGGGCCCGGGAGGACAGCCGCAGCAGAGCCAUUUACCUCCGUCGCCGCACGGUCCACCGCAGAGCCCGGGCCAGCACGGUGCUCCCAGUCCGUCCCCGCAGCCGCCGCAGCCCGCCCAAUCGCCGCACCAGGAUUCCACGGGCCAAAACAGUAAUGACAGCUCGAGCGGCGGUGGAACUGGUGGUGCUUCCGCUGCUCCCGGUACACCUAACUCCCAGGGCAUGAGGCCUAGUCCGUCACCGACUGGUUCAUCUGGGUCCCGAUCUAUGUCGCCGGCAGUUGGUCAGCAGAGUUUACCGAUGCCUCCGCGUCCCUCCAGUAGUCACUCCCAAGUUCCAAAUCAGCAAGCACCGAAUCAACUAGGAAGUAGUAGUAGUAGUAAUCUAGGCCACGGUAAUCAAUCGCAGUCGCAACAGCCGCCGGAUCAUUCGCGUGUUGCAUCACCGAAUCGUCCACCAUCAGUAGGUGGUCCACAGCAAGGUCCGCCCGGACCACCACCUUCGCAAGCAAGCAUGGCAGCUCAAGGAUAUCAAACUCAACCUCCCCAUCCGCCGCAUAUGCACGGUGGCUACAAGAUGGGACCCAGUCCCGGUGGUCCAGGUGCAGGAAUGCCCGGACCACAGCAAAUGUCACCAUAUCCACCACAUAAUCCUCAAUCGCAACAGUAUUCACCACAUUCGCAAGGAAGUUAUUCACCCCGGCCUCAGUACCCGGGUGGUUACGGUCCAUCACCCCCCGGAGGCCAACCAGGACAACCGCCACCUCCUGUUCCACCUCCAAGCAGUGUGACCAGCGGUCCUGGUGGCUAUUCUGGUCAUCGCAUGCCAAACCAUGUGGGUGGUCCUCCACCACAUUCGCAAUAUCCUCCGCACCAACCAUAUCAGCAAGGUUGGGGACCUCCAGGUCCUGGACCACAGGUUCCCGGAGGUCACAUUAACAACCAUCAGCAGCAGCCGGGGAAGGGAAUGCCACCCACCGGUGUGCCACCAUCACCACAGCAACCGAAUCAAGCACAGUCUCAACAGGGACCACCUACCGGAGGUCCGCCCCAGAGCGGAUCCCCACGGCCUCUAAACUAUCUUAAGCAGCAUCUACAACAUAAAGGCGGCUAUGGCGGUGCACCCAGUCCAACACCGCCUCAAGGAUACGGCAAUGGUCCCGGUAUGCAUCCCCCGAUGGGUCCACCUCACCACAUGGGCCCACCGAUGGGACCUACUAGCAUGGGACCACCAUCGGGAACUCCUCCCAACCAGCAAGGGCUACCACCACAAUCCCAGUCGCAGGCCGGACCCAACAGUCAUUCGGAUGGAUCGUUACCACCACAACCGCCCCAUCCGGAAUCGGGUCCGAUCGGUGCCUUGGACAACGGUGUCAGCUCGUCCGGGCCUGGCGGUGGUAUGCCACAUCCAGUUACCUCACUCGUUACAACGGGACCUGAUGGCGCUACCCUCGAUGAAGCCAGUCAGCAGAGUACCUUAUCCAAUACCUCAGUAGCUUCCGGUGAAGAUCCGCAGUGCUCGACGCCGAAAUCGCGGAAAGGCGAACUCUACAACCAAAGUCACCUGACUAGCACGCCAACAACCGCGUCCCCCGGACCGCACAACCAGCAUGAAGACUUCGAGAUGAACUCGCCCACAUCCUGGCCUCGGACGCCAGCUAGUCCAGUAUUUAACAGCCACGUCCCUCCCACGGAGACCCCCUUUAGAUCGACUAAGGUUAAUAUAAAAUCCGACAGUCUGAACAAGUUGUAUGACAUGGACGAUAAACCGGAACGGCGGCCCUGGCUGGACAAACUGCUGGCCUUCAUGGAGGAGCGACGAACACCGAUCACGGCCUGUCCGACGAUCUCGAAGACACCCCUGGAUCUGUACAAGCUGUACACUUUAGUGCAGGAGCGCGGCGGUUUUCUUGAGGUGUGUAAGGUUACCAAAAGUAAAACAUGGAAGGACAUUGCUGGCUUACUCGGCAUCGGCGCCAGUAGCAGUGCGGCGUACACGCUGCGAAAACACUAUACCAAGAAUCUGCUUCCGUUUGAGUGCAAGUUCGAUCGGGGCGGUAUCGACCCGGGCCCGAUCAUUGCCCAGGUCGAGGCCGGUUCCAAGAAGAAAUCGAACAAAACCGCAUCGGUUCCUUCUCCCGGAUCGUCCAAUUCACAAGACUCCUUCCCUGCACCGGGAAGCAGCAGCGCCUCGAUGGAUGGCUACGGUACCUAUCCGGGUGGAGGCUAUCCACCCGGUGCAACAGCGGACUACCAGAACCAACAGCAACAGUCCGGUCAACCGCAGCAACCGCCGACGCAACCUCCGCAACCGCAGGCGCAGCCGAAUCUACAACGACCACCAUCGCAACAAAGCGGCACCCAGUCUCCUCAUCCAGGCUCGGCAACACCGACCACGGGAGAUAACAUUAGCGUGAGCAAUCCUUUCGACGAUCCCGUUGGUCCUCAGCGACCUCCCUAUCAGCAGGGUGCUCCCUAUCCACCAGCUUCACGGCCACAAGGUGCCCCUUACCAGGCACAACCCGGUGGUUAUCAAUAUGGUGCCCCCGAUCAGUACGGUCCAGGCGGCGCGCCCGGUCAGUAUCCACCUGGUCAGCAAGGUCAAUAUCCACCUGCCGGUCGGCCCAUGUACCCUCCCUAUGCUCCUCCAGAAUCUAGUGAAGGAAGAUCGACUCCGCCAGCACCAGGAUCCGCUCCACCAGCCGCUGGCGAUCCGUACCGAGGUUACGGAAGUGCCCCUUAUCCGCCACCACCACAGCAGCGACCUUACCAGCAACCUCCUCCCGUCAGCUCUGGCCCAUCACAAACACCGCCGGCGGGUCCACCAGGUGCGGCUAGUCAACCACCGGUCAGUGGUGCACCAGGACAACAGCAGCCGCCAUCAACACAGGGGCAAGGCUAUCCAGCAACGCCACAACCUCCCCAGCAGCCAGACUACUAUCGGCAAGAUCAGCCUAACCAACCAAGGAGGCAUCCAGACUUCGAGAAAAAUCAACAACCUUAUCCACCCUAUCAGCAACGGCCGCAGAUGUAUCCUGGUGGAUGGCAGAGUGGCGCAGCUCAAUACCGAGGCCAAUAUCCUCCGCAGGGUCCUCAGCAGCAGUGGGGAACGCACAACGGGCCGCGACCAAGUGGGCCACCAGGACCGCCUGCAGGACCCCCAGGUACACCCGGUACGCCAAACCAAUGGAAUGCCGAUGCUAGCCGAUAUCCUCCAAGUCAGCAGCAACCUCCUUAUCCGCCUCAUCAGCAGGGCCAACAGCAACCAUGGAAUCAAAUGCCGCCAACAUCACAGGGUUCACCGUUACGACCACCUCCGCGCGGUGGCAAACCAUUUGCAUCGAUGCAACAGCCCGGAAUGGUCGGUAGUAUGCCAGCUGCCCAACCACAGGUUCCAGGUGGUCCUGUUGGUGGAUCGACUGCAGGUCCUGUUAGCGGGCCAACAGUGGCUCCAGCCCCAAGUGCCACAGGUCAACCGGGAGCUGUCGGUCCUAGUAAACCGAUGCCAGCAGCGCCGUUCCCUCCGACCAGCAGUGUCGCUCCAAAACGAGACAUUGUCUUUCCGUCGGACAGCAUAGAAUCAACAACACCUGUCACGUACCGAAGAAAGCGUAUCAACAAGUUAGACAUCGGUCAAACCGAUCCCUGGCGGAUAUUUAUGGCCCUGCGAUCGGGGUUACUAGUCGAAAGUACUUGGGCGUUGGAUGUGUUGAACAUUUUGCUGUUUGAUGAUUCAUCGGUAGUGUACUUUGGACUCACUCAUCUACCGGGGCUUCUGAAUUUGCUGUUAGAUCACUUCCAGAAGAGCUUGAGUGAUAUGUUUGACACGAAAGACCGAAAAAAUCGACAUGGUCGGGCGUACGGGUGGUUUGGAAAGGAGGUCGAUGAUGGAAGCGACGAGGAAGAGACAGAGAGCAUGACGAACGACGAGAAGAAAGCAAUCGAAGGUGUUAAGCUGGAGGAAGAAGAGCCACGAAUGGAGAUAAAGAAGGAGGUUGGCAGUGAUGAUAUUAAGAUUGAGAACGGCGAGGUGGACACGAACGCAGAUGGAAUGCGAUUUAAGAAGGAACUACACCAGCAGCCGCAGCAUCGCGUUAGAGGUUGCAAAAGGGCUAGAAAAACCUGUGAUCUUGACUUGGGAAGUGUGGUGCAUCCACCGAAUCCGGAAGAUCGGAUAGUGGUGUUUAAUUCUACCACCAACUAUACAAUGAGCUCCCGAAAGGGUCUACCGGUGAAGAUUCAGCCGGCCGAUGAUGACGUGUUUGUGCUGGAGCAUCGAAGAGAAUGGGACAAAACAGCUGACCAUCGGUACCACCGGGAGACAGAGGUCGGCGGAGAUCCGUGGACUGCCGGUCACUCGGAACCAGACCCACAUGACUAUAUCAUGGAAACGUUCCAGGCCGAGUUUGUAAACAUUCCAUUCGCUAGAAUGAUCAAAACUAGUAAAAAGUAUAAAGCACGAUGCAAAAACAACAACAACAGUAGCAGUACGAAUAAUAAUCUGAAACGCACGCAGAAUAAGUACGCGAUAGAAAGCGACGAUAGUGAUAGUGAACAUCACCAGCAGCUAAAACAACCACAACGCAGUAGGACAAACGGCGACAGUCGGAUCAUGAAUGGGGAUGAGAGUAGUGAGGCUGAGGAAGAUACGAAACCUCCUUCCGCUCUUGCAGGAGUGAAAAACCUUGUGGUUAAAAAGGAACUCAAUGAGGUAACCGCAUCGAGUGAUGCUGAUUGUCGGGAGAUCGAUAUGGAGUUGGAGAAAAGCAGUUUGUCAAAUGGACCGCAGGAUGCAGCUGCGGCGGAGGAGUCUGACACAGCCGCAAAGGAGAGUAGUGAAGUGAAAAUGGAGAUCGAAGAGGAGUGCAACGCCACUCAACGGACAGUAAACGAAGAAGAACGAGAGAAAAAGUUCAACGUGGCCGCAACUAUUCGAGACCCAGCGAAGGUGCUGAAACGCCGAAGAAUGAGUGAUUACGAAGAUGAGUGUUACACGCGUGACGAGGCCAGUUUGUACCUGGUUACCGAAGGUCAUGACUGUUUGGCUAGGCGUUGUGUGGCUAUCUCGAAUAUUCUACGAAAUCUGACAUUCGUUCCUGGCAAUGAGACCGAAUUUGCUCGCAGUUCGCGAUUUCUGUCGAUAUUAGGAAAGCUGCUGCUAUUGAAUCAUGAACAUCCAAUGCGAACGAAGAAAACUAGAAACUACGAUAGAGAAGAGGAUGCGGACUUUUCUGAUUCUUGCAGUAGUUUGCAGGGUGAAUCGGAAUGGUGGUGGGACUUUCUAGUGCAAAUUCGAGAAAACAUGCUGGUUUCUAUGGCCAACAUUUCUGGUCAACUCGAUCUCUCAAGAUUUGACGAACCAAUCUCUAGGCCUAUCUUGGACGGUCUGCUGCACUGGUCCGUGUGUCCUUCGGCUCACGGCCAGGAUCCGUUCCCUACGCUGGGAAUCAACUCAGUAUUAUCGCCACAGCGGCUAGCGUUGGAAGCCCUGUGCAAAUUGUGUGUUACCGAUGCCAACGUAGAUCUUGUGAUAGCAACACCUCCUUUCACGCGCUUGGAAAAACUUUGCUCCGUUCUAACGCGACAUCUGUGCAAAAAUGAAGAUCAAGUGCUGCGGGAGUUUUCGGUUAAUCUGCUCCACUACCUCGCCGCGGCUGAUAGCGCGAUGGCACGAACGGUGGCUAUGCAGUCCCCGUGUGUAUCCUACCUGGUAGCAUUCAUCGAACAGGCAGAGCAAACCGCACUGGGAGUAGCCAACCAACACGGUAUCAACUACUUACGCGAUAAUCCUGAUUCAAUGGGAACUAGCUUGGAUAUGCUGCGAAGAGCCGCUGGAACUUUGCUGCAUCUGGCAAGACAUCCGGAUAAUCGGCCCUUGUUUAUGCAACAGGAGCAACGUCUGCUUGGUCUAGUCAUGAGUCACAUCCUUGACCAGCAGGUCGCUCUUAUAAUUUCCAAGGUCUUAUUCCAGUGUUCACGAGGAACCGGUCCACUAACGACAAUGGAGAUUGAAUCCCCUAGCAGUAGCAAUCGAAAGGAAUCGAAAAAAUCUACAGACAAGGAUCACCCAUCCGAAGCCACGAAAUCAUCAAUGCAUUUAAACUCAAUCAUUGCCAACAGUGGUAGCAAUAAUGCAGCUAUGGCACCUCCACCCCCGUCGGCAUCUUUGUCAUCUGGUGGUGGUUCCACAUCAUCCAAAAGUAGCGAACCGCUGACGCAGUUGACAUCUUCGUCUCCUUCGACAACGGCAACGAUGCCAGCUCCAUCGGCUCCGGUCAGUGCAAGUUCAGGUCCACCAGCGUUUGUGCCGCCACCUGCAGUUGCUACAUCGCCGUCGUCAACUUCCUUGAUUGGCAGUCCAACUGCGAGCGGCCCAGCGGAUGUUGGUUCUCCUCCUGCUCCCCCAACACAAACACCUCCGACCCAGCAGCAACAACAGCCGCCACAACAACAACAACAACAUCCGAUAAUCGCUUCUUCGUAGUGGAAGAAAUCGCUCAUACAGAAACAUGUUCAGCCGGUAGCUGAUGAAUAUUCGUUUGCUGAUUAAUCAUGCAAUUGGGGUAAACAAUUAGCAGUAAAACAAGGCAGCGGGAGAGGAAUACCUAGAGGGACAUCUUGGUGACAACUGAGAAUGCGAAACGAAAGAGUAAAUAUUCUUGUGUACAGUAAAUUUUAAGUGUUUCUGCAAGUAGGAUUACGUGGAACGAACGAGUAGAGAGUGAGUAGUUUAGAGUGAAUAAGUGAGCGAAAAUGCAAACACAUAGGACAAACAGAAACUGAAAAAGGAGACAAAAACAAUACGCGAUUAAAUGUGUAGUAGAAUGUAAUUUGACCAACAGUAAAAACCUGCUAAGGUUGGGUCGAUGGUCACCGGUGUUGAAGCGACCAACCAUUGAUAGUUACGGCAGCAGAGGGCAGCAGAAGUGCUGUGUUGGACAGUUUUUCUUUGUAUAGAGAGAAAGAAUUAGGUUACUAAGCUUUAUAUGGGGAUGGAGGGAUGUGAACUGCAAGAAAAUUUAAAUACUAAAACUCCGGCAACUGUUGCAAAAAAAAAGAAUUUUGCUUUAAUUACUAUCUAUCCGUAGAAUCAAACUGAAACAUAAUCGGGUAUUUGUUGUCUGUUAGGCUUAGCGUUUUGUUUGCAGGUUUUGUUUUUUUUUAAAUAUUUUUUGGUAAUGCGGUGACACUAGUAGCCAACAGUAGUCGUUCCACAGCGCUUUACUCUGACUUGAAAAUUGCACGUUUUUUUUCGGUGAGCUGAACUCGGAUUGAAGGUCAUAAUCAGUGCUUAACGGUGAGAUGACAAUCUAACGAUCUUUUUUUGCGUUUUCGAGUAAGUAGAAUGUGAUUUUCAUACCGUUGUUGUUGCGGAUUUUUCAAAAAUCGGCUUGCAGCUUCAUUAAACAAACGGUCACUUCACUCUCGGUGAUUAGUUGAUCAUAACUAACAAAACUAGGGUUUGUAUCGAUUUUUGGAAAGUAAUGGAAUCAAAGUAAGUGUAGUGUUUGAAUAGGUUUGUUCUUUUAACCUAAAACUUUUAUUUCUUCGGAUUAGAACUGAAUUAUUUUUUUUCUCGGACAAUCCGUUAAAUUCUCAAGGUAAUUUAUUAAAUAUUUUGAUUUGGCUUAGUUCGACAGGAUAUCUGUAUCUGAUGGUUUUCCGUAGAACAAGCAUCCGUUUUUCGAAUUUAUUUCGAAGUUGUUUAGUGUUGCUUGAAAUGGGAAAAUCUUAAAUGAACUGUAUGUAUACUCAUAGUGUUAACUGACGAAAGAUUAGCGUUACAGCAAGACAAAUGCAUCGCUACUACCCUAAAAAACCCCCACCUCCCCUGUGUAUAGGUGUCAAACUAUAUAUUCUAUUGUUGGUAGACACAAGUCGACACGGUCGAAACUGUACAGUUUUUUCCUAGGUAAGAGCGACCUUGAACGAGACGAACUACUUAAUCGAAAAGGAAUAUAAGGGAAACCUUUCUCUCUGUUCCACUGAACGGUAAACGAAACAAAGAAAAAACAAAACGCUCUAGGAUUGGAAAACACGUGUAAUUAGUAAUUUAUUAUUGAUGCUUCGACCCACAGCUCCAGGUUUAGAGCGUGAGGGCUAAUGACGAGAAAAAGAAAACAUUGAUCUAUUAAUUGAUUGAUACUGGAAGUAAAUUAAUGUGUUAGAAGUGUAGCUAAAGUAAAACUAUAUGAGUAUAGCAAAAAACAUAGAAACAACAAAUAGAAUAUAUUAGAGUGGUCCUUGAUUACAAUUGGGUAAAAAGCAACAUCAGUAAAAAAAAAACAAACAAAACAAAAUGAAAACGUGAAAAAGCUCUGAAAGCUGGAAUUUCCAAAGGGCCGGAAGUCGUUUGUGGUGGACUUCUUUCGGAACUUAUAGCGAUAUUGAGGGCAAGUGAACUAAAUAAACCGAAUCUCUGUUAGACUAAGAGAUGACUAAACGAAUAUUUAAAUCCUGAAUCACACACACGCAUACAUUAAAAUGAGUCACGGGGGCAGAAGAAAACACAUGCUGCUGAACACUAGUGAGAUAUACGGUUUAAGAUCUACGCUGAUCCCGCUAGAGGGUUACAUGAGAAUGAGUUAGCUGUGGUAAACAAAAAAAAAAAAAAAAUAACAAAAAGGUAAAAUAUGAAUAUCUGUUUAUCUUCCCACUUUUUUCCGUUGUACAACUGGAUGUGUGUGUAACAAGCUUACUGAAUAAGAACCCUAGGGAAAAGAAGCAAACUUGACACGCUCAUAAGGGCGGAAGCAGUACCCUAUUUGUUUCCGGCUUAUUUUUAAAACUGCAAACCCAGAAACAGAGCAUAGAGUAGCUGAGCUAAGUGUAAAUUUGAAAAACAAAAAGAUACUGCUUUGUAUAGUUGUGAAGCGAAAGCACAUAAAAUGCUUCUCCACUUCACUUCCCCCAUUUAGUGUUGGUUCUCUGAUUUAAGCUGAGAAUAGGUUUCUUGCAUUGGAGUUUAUAUCAGUAGGGUUUUUUCCUCCCCAGCGAGCUUGUCGUUGUCUCUCAGUAAGGAAAUUAAAUUAUUAUCAUUUUUGUACGGACCCUAUCUACCGCGGAUUAAGGAGUAGCACGAACCUAGAACCAUUUCCUUUAUAGAUUGAUUUAUAAAGGAAGCAACGAGUAAAUAGUAAAACAAGCACCGUUGACAGAGAAUAAAAGCAGAAAACAAAAAAAGUAUAUAAUAAAGUGAAUCUUUAUUAAGAAGCUAACGUUAGCUUGUAGGACGGGAACUCUUAAUAACCUAUUAUGUAAUGAAACAAUGCAGAAGAAUGCAGUGGAUACACAAAGGAAGGAAAAUAUAUAAAUGUCAAAUAAAUUCAAUUAAGGAUAAUUUAACAUUAAACACACACACGCUAAUUGGAACACAUGGAUUGGAUGAUAAGAUUUGCGAUGCAUACGAGUAAAGGCAAAGAAAGAAAAUCAACAACACGUACAUACAGAAGUAAGAGAAAAUAAUAGCGAAAACGGAAAGAAUGAGACGAAAAAUAAACAAGGAAGGGAGUAAAAUUAUAUAAUGAAACUAUUUGUAAUUAUUAUUAUUGACAUAAAAGUAUAAAUACACUUAGUUUUUUUAAUUAAAAUAAUAAAAAAAAUAUAAAAAAA